Molecule: messenger RNA, 831 nt
Organism: Scedosporium apiospermum
Lineage: Eukaryota; Fungi; Ascomycota; Sordariomycetes; Microascales; Microascaceae
Exons: 2
Coding region: 1-831 (276 amino acids)
Molecular function (GO): carbonate dehydratase activity; zinc ion binding
Source: RefSeq, a predicted model, not a curated record
AUGAAAAGUCUUGCCAUCAUCAGUAGCCUGGCACCUCUCGCCUCGGCACUCUGUUACCGCGAUCCGAGUCUCCAUGCCCGUAGCGAAUUCACUCCGCCUUCUUUCGGAUAUACAGGUCUCCAAGGCCCGCUGAACUGGCAUGGUCUAUCGGCAGACAACAUUGCCUGCGCCGAAGGCACGCACCAAUCCCCCAUCUCGAUAGACACGUCUGCGGGAAACAUACCCGUAGUCAAGGGAGAGCGCCUAUCUCUGGAGCUGGACAGUUACUUCUUCGGAACAGAGGUCGAAAACCUAGGCACCACCGUCGAAGUCCCCGCGAAUGGCACUCUCAACCGCGAUGGCAAGGCAUAUAAUCUCGUGCAAUUCCACUUCCACACUUCCUCGGAGCAUAGAAUCGACGACGAGACGUACGCGAUGGAGGCGCAUUUUGUUUUCAGGGCAGAAGACCAAUCCCUCUCCGUAGUCGGUAUCCUCAUCGACGUCUCCUCUCACGGUCCAACCAGUCGUUUCUUCACCAACGCCCUCUCGAAUGUCCACGAUAUUCCCCACGCCGGCGACAUCGGCGAGACCGGUCCCCUCUUCUCCGGCGAGAUCGAAGACCUCGUCAGCGGAUCCGACGUCUUCCAGUACAACGGUUCACUGACGACGCCGCCCUGCAGUGAAGGCGUGGCUUGGAAUGUGGUCCGGGACCCGGUUUACGUCUCCGCGAAGACAUAUAGGGCUGCUAAGUCUGUCUUGAGGUUUAACUCGCGGUACACGCAAAAUGCACCGGGCGAGAUUAACUUGCUGCAGAAUGCGGUAGAAACUAUUGGAGCUGCCAAUGAUGAAUAG